This is a messenger RNA of Rhea pennata, 1992 nucleotides long. It is a transcript of the gene REXO4, whose product is annotated as REX4 homolog, 3'-5' exonuclease. The coding region runs from base 1 to 1260 and encodes 419 amino acids. Lineage: Eukaryota; Metazoa; Chordata; Aves; Rheiformes; Rheidae. The record is from RefSeq and is a predicted model, not a curated record. The transcript has 9 exons. Gene Ontology annotation, biological process: rRNA processing; DNA catabolic process. Gene Ontology annotation, molecular function: 3'-5' exonuclease activity; nucleic acid binding. Gene Ontology annotation, cellular component: nucleus.
AUGGGUCAGCAGCCUGCACCACGGCUCCACACGCCACCACGGGCCCAGGGCCUGGACCACUGCCCCCAACGCCACCAUGGGCCUUUGAACUGGACCACAGCUCCAAAUGCCACCAUGGGUCCCGGGGCCGGGGCUGGGGCCGGCCGCAGGGCGGCGGCGGCGGCGGCUCCCCCGCGCAGCCCCCAGGAGUUCUCGGCGAACUGGAAGGCGCUGCGGGAGCUGCUGAAACCAAAGGCAAAUAGCUGUGACGAGCCCGUCGCUGCGUGUCAAAAACACGCCAGAAGGAAGCGUGCGCUCAGGGAAGGAAAUGGCCGAGAGGGUCCGGCUGUCAGUGGGAGCGGGAACGCGGUAAAAUCCAAAUCUGCGAACAAGAUAAACAACGGUUCUGCUAAAAGCAGUUCUCCUUUGGUAAAUCCAAAAUCCAAGAGGACUGCAAUGGGCAACAAUUCAGAUGGCACCAAAAAGGAUGGAAAAGGCUGCAGAGAGAAAAAGAAAAAUGGCAACACUGAAAAGGAACAGGGUGAUAUAAAACAUAAAAGAAGGAAAGCUGAAGAACAUGUGGAGCAGGAGACAAAAGAGGCUGACAUCUGGUUUGAUGAUGUUGAUCCAAAAGAUAUUGAAGCAGCCAUAGGACCUGAAGCAGCAAAAGUUGCCAGAAGAAAUCUGGGACUUGAAACAGGCCAAUCCAAAGAGUCUGUGGAAAGGACGCUGGUUAAAGAAAAGGCUUCUGAAGGGCUGACAAGAGCUGUAGCCAUGGACUGUGAAAUGGUGGGAGUGGGACCCAAGGGUGAAGACAGCAUUGUGGCUCGUGUGUCCAUUGUGAACCAAUUUGGAAAGUGUAUUUAUGACAAGUACGUCAAGCCUACAGAAGAGGUGACUGACUACAGGACAGCCGUUAGUGGCAUACGCCCUGAGAAUAUAAAGACAGGAGAGAAUUUUAAAAUUGUUCAGAAGGAGGUCGCCGACAUCUUAAAUGGACGGAUUUUAGUUGGGCAUGCUUUACACAAUGACUUAAAGGUCCUAUUUCUUGAUCAUCCUAAGAAGAAAACUCGUGACACACAAAAAUACAAGCCUUUCAGACAGAGAGUCAAGAAUGGACGGCCAUCAUUGAAACUGCUCUGUGAGAGACUCCUAAAUGUUCAAGUGCAGACAUCAGAGCACUGUUCAAUUCAGGAUGCACAAGCAGCUAUGAGACUGUACACCUUAGAAAAAAAGCAGUGGGAAGCUGCUGUUAAGGACAAAUCUAAACUAAAGAAAUAAUAAACUCUAAAAUUUGAGUAAUUCUACACCGUGAUUUUUUUUUUACAUGCAGCAUUUGCUGUGUUCAUGUCAAAUUCCAACACAAAUUUAGAGAGAACUCAGAACUGACAACAAGUUGAUUCAUAAAAAAGCUCAACAAACGACACUUCCUGAUGUGGUAUGUGAACACUUUUGUACAAGAAUAAUGCAGAAGUAACCCCUGUUCUGGAGCAUACAUAUGCCUAAUGACUACUACUUUUUGAACAGCCCAUGUACUGAAUGUCUGAAUUUGUGAAGUACUUCAGCAGAUCUAUACCUGCAAAGGAAAUGUACACUGAAUGAGUAAAAAGAAAAACUGUUUUUAAAUUAUGAUACAAGAAGGAAGAAACUGUUACUGCUUUGCUGAAAGUCAUAAGACAACAAUCUUUAUUUCAGGUAUUUUUAAAGCCUACAAUAAAUCAGCAGAAUAUAUUAGUGUUUAUAUAUUAAGGCACAAUAUCAAUCUCACUUUCUGGUGAGAAAAAUCUUUUUAAAAUAUUUCAGCAGGAUCCAAGCUUUUAUACCUGAACUGGAAGCCUACAGGUCUUGUUCUUGUACAAACAGCUUUUAUGUCACUUCUGCAGUUUUAAAAGCGUUGCAUCCACAAGGACCAUUAUCUCCUGGAGAAAAAUGUGAGAAUUGUCAAAUACAGAAUUACCUUGUUGCUUCACAUAUUUUUAUAUUCCUUAUUAAUAAAAAACACUGUUUAAAAUA